This is a messenger RNA of Prunus mume (Japanese apricot), 2804 nucleotides long. RefSeq names its product Pentatricopeptide repeat (PPR) superfamily protein. The record is from RefSeq and is a predicted model, not a curated record. Gene Ontology annotation, molecular function: protein binding. Lineage: Eukaryota; Viridiplantae; Streptophyta; Magnoliopsida; Rosales; Rosaceae.
UCUGACUGCUCUCAAAGUCACAAUUUCCCUCGAAGAUAUUCGUCUUCGAAGAGAAGUUGCUUGUAGUACCAAAGCCUCACACCCAGCCACUGAACUCCAAUUUUCUCACUCUAUCUCUAAUGGCAGAGCAAAUAGCUCUCCCUCUGCUCCUUCACAACCCACCACCCUCUUCAAGACCCUUCUUCCAAAACCACCACCAAAAUCAAAACCCAGCCACACCAACACCACCGCCACUGCCUCCACCUCCACCGAUGCCAGUAACCCCUCUUCUCCAAGAGCUCCUCCUCCACCCAAACCCCUCAACCCCACAAACCCAAAACCCCACCUCCCCUCCCACCCUCCCCAGAGCACGCACUCGCAUCGGCAAGUCACGUGACUCCAACCGCGGCAAGCCCUGGUCCCACCACCGCCUCUCCUCUCAAGGUCAGCAUAUCCUCCACUCCUUUCUUGACCCACAAUUUGAUUCUUCUAAACUAGAUGAGCAGCUUCUGGGUUUAGUUGAUUUGCAUAGAGAUGAAUUUGGUUCUAGCUUGGACUCUCUGUCUCUGGACGUCCUGGGUAUUGUUAAAGGUUUAGGCUUUCACAAGAAAUUCGACUUGGCAAUAGAUGUGUUUGAGUGGUUCAAGAAACGUGAAGAUUGUGAUUCAAUUUUGAGUGGUUCUGUUGUUGCUGUGAUUAUUAGUAUUCUGGGAAAAGUGGGCAGGGUUUCUUCUGCAACUUCUUUGUUUCAGAGUUUGCAUAAGGAUGGGUUUGCGCUUGAUGUUUAUGCUUACACUUCUCUGAUUACUUCUUGUGCCAGUAAUGGGAGGUAUAGGGAGGCUGUUACUGUUUUUAAGAAAAUGGAGGAAGAGGGUUGUAGGCCCACAUUGAUAACUUACAAUGUGAUUUUGAACGUGUAUGGGAAAAUGGGUAUGCCUUGGAAUAAGAUUAGAGCGCUUGUUGAGUGUAUGAAGAGUGCUGGGAUUGCCCCGGAUUCUUAUACUUAUAAUACACUUAUAACUUGUUGUCGCCGCGGCUCUUUGCAUGUGGAGGCAGCUGAGGUUUUUCAGGAGAUGAAAUCAGCAGGGUUUGUACCCGAUAAAGUUACGUAUAAUGCGUUGUUGGAUGUGUAUGGAAAGUCUAGGCGGACUAAGGAAGCAAUGGAGGUAUUGAAAGACAUGGAGUUUAAUGGGUUUUCUCCAAGCAUUGUGUCUUACAAUUCACUGAUAUCAGCUUAUGCAAGAGAUGGUUUAUUGGAGGAGGCAACAGCCUUGAAAACCCAGAUGGUGGAGAAGGGGAUUAAACCCGAUGUUUUUACCUACACCACCCUUUUUUCAGGAUUUGAGAAGGCUGGGAAGGAUGAGCCUGCAAUGAGGGUUUUUGAGGAGAUGAAAAGUUCUGGUUGCAAACCAAACAUCUGUACCUUCAAUGCCCUGAUUAAGAUGCAUGGCAACAGGGGAAAUUUUGCAGAAAUGAUGAAAGUUUUUGAAGAGAUCAAGAUAUGUAAGUGCACCCCUGAUAUUGUCACGUGGAACACACUUUUGGCAGUGUUUGGCCAAAAUGGGAUGGACUCAGAAGUGUCAGGAGUGUUCAGGGAGAUGAAGAGGGCAGGGUUUGUUCCUGAGAGGGAUACUUUCAACACUCUAAUCAGUUCAUACAGCCGGUGCGGUUCAUUUGAUCAAGCCAUGGCUGUGUAUAAGAGAAUGCUAGAAGCUGGUGUUACUCCAGACCUUUCUACCUAUAAUGCUGUUUUGGCAGCACUGGCUCGAGGUGGGCUUUGGCAACAGGCUGAGAAAAUACUUGCUGAAAUGCAGAAUAGUCAGUGCAAACCCAAUGAGCUUACAUAUAGUUCUCUGCUCCAUGCUUAUGCCAAUGGCAAAGAAAUGGAGCUCAUGCAUGUUCUUGCUGAAGAAAUAUACUCUGGUGUGAUUGAACCCCAUGUUGUGCUCUUAAAGACACUUGUUCUAGUUUUUAGUAAAAGUGACCUUUUGAUGGAAACAGAACAUGCCUUCUUGGAGCUGAGAAGAAAAGGGUUUUCACCUGACAUAACUACCUUGAAUGCGAUGCUGUCAAUAUAUGGCCGGAGGCAGAUGUUUAUGAAGACAAGUGAGAUUUUGAAAUUUAUGAAUGAGAUGGGGUAUACUCCUAGCUUGACAACUUACAAUAGUUUGAUGUAUAUGUACAGUCGCUCAGAGGAUUUUGAGAAAUCAGAAAAGUUUCUAAGGGAGAUUAUGGAGAAGGGAAUAAAGCCUGAUAUAAUUUCAUACAACACUGUCAUUUUUGGCUAUUGUAGAAAUGGUCGUAUGAGAGACGCUUCACGGAUAUUCUCAGAAAUGAGGGAUGCUGGGAUUGCUCCAGAUGUAAUCACUUAUAACACCUUUGUGGCAAGUUAUGCAGCUGAUUCUUUGUUUGUCGAAGCAAUUGAUGUGGUCCGCUACAUGAUUAAGAAUGGCUGUAAGCCAAACAAGAACACAUACAACUCCAUUGUAGAUUGGUACUGUAAACAUAAUCGACGGGAUGAUGGAGUUAAGUUUGUCAAUAACCUUCGCAAUCUUGAUCCACAUAUUUCUGAUGGGGAGGAAUACAGAUUAUUAGACCGUAUUAAAAAUAAAUGGUCAUAGUUAGUUUUUCCUCUAUGAAUGGGGUUGCAGCUCGAUUGGCUUAUUAUUAGCCUCGAACACUUUAAUGCAUCAAGUCCUUCAUUACCUCUUUCUAUGCUCAUGUUACAUAUAUUUUGUUUGGGCAUUGAUACGAGAAGGAUGUAAUGUUGUUGUUGUACAUGAUUUUGUUGUUUCUAUGGAAGGCUAGCUGCAGGAUAUUGUGAA